AUGGCUCCAAUACCGAUAGAAGCAUGGGAGGAUACUUUGGACGCGACGCAACAGAGCCCCGUCUGCGUGCAGAGGAAUCCAUACACGCGCCAGAAGGAGAUCGUCGGACAAGAAGACUGUUUAUACCUUAAUAUCUACACGCCCGUUAAAAUUAACGAAAUAUACACAGAUCGUCGCCUGCCAGUGAUGGUGUUCAUUCACGGAGGAGGCUGGAUGUGUGGUGAUUCCACCACGUACAUGUACGGACCGCAGUUUCUCCUCGACAGAGAUGUUAUCCUGGUCGCGAUAAACUACAGGCUUGGCCCUCUUGGUUUCUUGUCGACCCAAGACGAGCAUUGUCCAGGCAACAACGGUUUGAAGGAUCAACAGGAAGCGCUCCGAUUCAUCCAGAAGAACAUCCACAGCUUCGGUGGUGACAACAGCUCCGUCACCAUAUUCGGAGAAAGUGCCGGUGGUGCUAGUGCACACUACCACAUGCUGUCAAAGACCAGUGAGGGAUUAUUCCACAAGGCAAUAUCAGAAUCGGGAACCGCUUUAGUCCCGUGGGCCGAAGCUUCACCUGGAGAGCCGCUCCGCAACGCCUUCCGUCUCGCCAAAUUUCUAAACUGCCCUCAAGCGCCAUCUACAGCCAUGCUGGAUUGUCUCCGCACUAAAGAUAGCUACGAGAUUAUUAAUACGGAGUUUAAGUUCUAUGCGUGGGACUACGAGCCGAUGACGCCGUUCAAAGCGGUAGUGGAACCCGAUUUGCCUGGGGCUUUCCUAACGUCCAGUCCGCGAAAGAUGCCUACCUCCGCCGCUGUACCCUGGAUGACCGGCCUCAACCAGAACGAAGGCUGCUUGAAAUCUGUCUGGAUCACAGCCAACUCGAGCAGGUACCAGGAGUUCAUGUCGGGAUUUGAAUCGAUAGCCCCAGUCACGUUUUAUUACGAGAACUCGCCGUACAUCGACCUCAUCACCAGGCGCAUCAAGGACGUCUACUUCAACGGCGGCGACACCGAAGAAAUCAAGACCGCGAUUCUUGAUAUAUAUUCAGACUCGUACUUCGCGUACCCGGCAUUGGAAGCGAUCGAAUUGACUUUCAACUACACGAAGAAUCCCGUGUACCUGUACGAACUGACGUACAGGGCCACCAACAGCUUUUCACAAAUCUUCGGUGAUGAGGUCGGUGAUUAUGGCGUCUGCCACGCAGAUGAACUGAUGCAUCUCUUCCCGAUACACUUCCUGUCAAAGCCGUUCUCACAGAAGGACAGGGAGAUUAGCGAGCUGAUCAUCACUCUUUGGACGAACUUUGCCACCACUGGUGACCCCAACAAACCGAUAAAGCUGCCAUUCAAAUGGGAACCGGCUACCAGCGGACAGCAGAUGGAGUACCUGGAGAUAGGCGUUGAGCAACAGAUGAGGAACGACCUGGCUUCGCGUUCACGUUUCUGGGGCUCGCUGCCAUUAUGGCACAACAUACGCACGACGAAGUUCAUCGACGAACUGUAG
Messenger RNA from Parnassius apollo (apollo), 1488 nucleotides. The record is from the annotation of a GenBank genome assembly. Lineage: Eukaryota; Metazoa; Arthropoda; Insecta; Lepidoptera; Papilionidae.